CACAGUCAUUUCACUGCCUCCAGCACUCCUAGGGAGCGUGUGGCACUGUAGUCAAGAGGCAGAGCACCUUUCAGUGAUAGGGAAUGGAAGUGACCAGGUACCAAUUCUCCAGGACACCCAACAACUCUGAGGAAAGGGUUCUAGCUCAUUUCAGUAACAUACUGCUAGUGCUGGACGAGAUGCCAAACUUCCCUGAGGAGCUCCAAGGGGCAAAGAAAGGGAUUCUGUAUCUCACACAGUACAAAAUGAUAUUCCAGCACAAGGACAAGGGCUCCACGACCAUCCGCUUUCCACUUCAGCUCCUGGGGGACUGUAUGAUAGGGGAGGAGCUGAGCUCCAGACAGCAAUAUAUCAAAGGGACUAUUACUUCCAGUCAAGGUGUUCUCACCUUCAAAUUCAUCUUCCUGUAUGAAGCCACUGAUUGCCUGAGUAUGAUCAAAACCCUGUCUUCAGCAGAUACAUUAAGAGAGGCUGCUAAUCUUCAGGACUAUCCAACAGCCUCCAUCUACACCUAUGCCCACCCAUCAGCACCUCGGGUUCCCCGUUUGCUCAGCACACUUCCAUAUUGGCCACCCCCCUAUCCUGGCCCACCAGAGUUACCCCCACCCUACUCUGAAGUGGAGUCCACAAGCCCAAGAGAGAGCCAAGAGGGCUGCUGCCACUGCAGGGCCCUGAGAACCCAAGAACAGACAGACAGGCAGAACUGAGGAGCAGCCUAGAAAUCUCUCUCCAUAGCAACCAGUUGAGACAUCAUAGACUUUGUUCCUGGCCUGAGAGGUUAGCUAUGAGGACUAAAAUUGUGAUCUGGGGGCAAGCAGGGCACAGUAGUGUGGAUAGCUAAGCUAAUGAAAAACAUUAACAAUGCUGGCCAUGCUGGAAGAAGGAUAAAGUAUCUAAGAAAGCAAGAAUUAAAUGAAGAGCGGAAAAAAUCAACUCAGUGACAUUUACUUGGCAGAACAAUUUAAAAGUUUAAAUGUACAGAUCAGUGGAAACAAAGUGUAUUGAACUUCACAGCCGUCAAUUAGGCUGGC
Molecule: messenger RNA, 1031 nt
Organism: Mauremys mutica (yellowpond turtle)
Lineage: Eukaryota; Metazoa; Chordata; Testudines; Geoemydidae
Product: WW domain-binding protein 2-like
Exons: 8
Coding region: 84-707 (207 amino acids)
Biological process (GO): positive regulation of DNA-templated transcription
Cellular component (GO): nucleus
Molecular function (GO): transcription coactivator activity; chromatin DNA binding
Source: RefSeq, a predicted model, not a curated record